CGUACCCCCUUUUCCGAGACUACCCGUAGCCAGUUGGCAAAGAGCCCUCAGAUCCUGUCAGUAUGAGGGGCGCAUGGUUGCACGCUCUCCCUUCCCGGCAGUCGGGAGUCAGAUUUGAAUGGGCGGGGCGGGCGCACGCAGCGGGCCCCUGGACUUGCGAAAGGCCGGUUGUUGUCACCUUCGCCCCGCGAUCUCGUGCCUUCCGCGGGAAGACGUCCGGCAGGAUCGAUGGCUCAUCAGCUUUCCCUCCGAAAUUUCAUCCGCCGACGACGGCGAACAGGAGCCGGACACGUGUCGGAUGUGCGAGCCGACUGUCCCGCCAAGGUGGCCCAUUGGGUGUGAGGUCUCAACUUGUUGUCCCCGCUUCUCGCUGUUGGCGGCCAUCAGCGCCACGUAGCCAAACAGACGGGAAAGGCGUUGGACUUGGGGGUAUCUCACGCCACGUACGCUUGCCACGUGUUCGAACAGAAGAGCGCAGAUGCGUUCCUUCAACGACUAUCUGGCAGACAGUCGAGAUAGGCGAUGGACUCGUCGCUAUCUCCCGUCAGGUGCGCCUGCGACGCGGACGAACGAGCGAGCGCAGACGCCUCAGCGCGCGAGCUCUCGAGAAAGAGAACGGAGAUGAUGACAGCGACUACUCGGCGCGCACCGCUGCCACCGUCGUUGUGGAUGACGUGGACCUCGCCGUCGAGGGGAUCGAUAACGGCGGCGAUGGCGACGCUGCGGAUAGGACGGGUGCUAAACGGGUGUCGAUCGAAUUAGCUGACGUGGUCAACCAACUGGAUGAUCUUCUGAGCAGAGGCAACGAAAAGGAGGCGCUGCAGCUCCUAAGGGACGCGCAAGGAGCUGACGGAGGAUGUCUUGGCUUCGGCGCAGCCACGCAGGUUCCUCGUCGUACGUACACCCUCGAAGAACUGAGGAUGCACAAGAUCGAAGCUUCCCGCCUUUUGUCUCCCCUGGACCGCACGCUUGGUCAGGUUCGUCAGGCGAUAUGGUGGUCUGCUGCAGCGGCCAUGGCAGCGGUUCUGCUUUUCACUGACGUCAGACAAGAUCAGCUUCUUGCUGCUGUGAUUUUUGUCUUAUUCAUCGGGACUGCCGAUCAGGUUGCGAAUGGAGGCGGAGGAGAAUCGCUGCUGAUUGAUACUCUGGGAAGAUUGGUCAGCGAAAAGUACAGGAAAAGGGUAGCGGAGCAUGAAGCAGGACAUUUCCUCGUCUCCUACUUGCUGGGAGUGCUACCCAAAGAUUACACCCUGUCCAGUUGGGAUGCGUACCGCAGGUACCAGGCGCUAAAUGUGCAGGCGGGGACCACAUUUGUUGAUUUCGAAUUCCAAGAGGAGGUCGCGUCUGGACGCGUCUCGAGCCCGAUGCUUGACCGCUAUACUUGUAUUGCGCUUGCUGGGGUCGCAGCUGAGUAUCUGAAAUUCGGCAUUGCUGAAGGUGGAGUGUCUGACAUACAACAGCUUGAUGCGCUCUUUCGUGCGCUCGGAUUCAGUCAGAAAAAAGCCGAUGGCCAGGUCCGGUGGGGAGUUCUAAACGUUGUGACUAUUUUAAAGAGGCAUGCACAGCUGCACACCGCUCUUGGUCAAGCUAUGCUGGCAGGGAAAACUGUGGGACAAUGUAUAGCUCUUAUAGAAGACGACCUCUGUAGAGUGCCUACAAUCUGAUGUGUUUUACAAUGGUCAAGGCUUCAAGCUAUUAAUAGUACAUCUCAGAAAUGCACAUUGUACUCUCUCUGUGUAUACAAUCUUCUAGAAUGUAGCGUAAUCUAUAUCGUUUGUUGUCCUCUUCUCCCUCUCUGCCUACGGUUUACCGGGCAGUUCUGUUUGACGAUAUAUAUACAUGUAUAUUUUUGUCACAGCCCCUCGUUUGUUGUCCUCUUCUCUCUCUCUGCCUACGGUUUACCGGGCAGUUCUGUUUGUGGCGAUAUAUAUAGAGCACAAAGCCAACGCAUGUGGCACCUCUUGACUAAUUUGGUGAUUUUUCAGUAUCUAGACAAUGUAGUGAUCGAAGCCCGCUAACUAUAAUUGUCUGUCUUUCGCCUCUCACUGUGCGUUUGUUCUAUUGACGUUACGUAAUCUGAAGUGUUAAAGAUUAUCUGGCGGCCUUGCAAAAGGAGGACACUCACUUCGAGCUGGAAUGGCUCGUGGACUUUUUGAAUUUCUCCUCCACUUUAUUGUGAUUCCUUCUCCCAUGCCCAGAAAGCAAUUCCCAUAAACAGUGCGGGAAGGGAGAGAGAAUUCUGCCUGGGAUCCACUACAGACAUGACCAUACUACUACCCCUGCACCACACAACUGCCACAGCGGGGUCAUAGCCACCAUGGGGGCUAAAAGCCAAGCAAUCCCCUUGU
Chara braunii is the source of this 2348-nucleotide messenger RNA. NCBI's taxonomy places the organism in Eukaryota, Viridiplantae, Streptophyta, Charophyceae, Charales, Characeae. The record is from the annotation of a GenBank genome assembly.